Lytechinus variegatus (green sea urchin) is the source of this 1649-nucleotide messenger RNA. Its product is annotated as calmodulin-A-like. Bases 22 to 636 code for a protein of 204 amino acids. Gene Ontology annotation, cellular component: myosin II complex. Gene Ontology annotation, molecular function: calcium ion binding. Lineage: Eukaryota; Metazoa; Echinodermata; Echinoidea; Temnopleuroida; Toxopneustidae. The record is from RefSeq and is a predicted model, not a curated record. The transcript is spliced from 6 exons.
UCUCGUAUUACAGGUGUAUGCAUGUCAUUUCAUUUUGUGUACACUGGAGCACGCAGACGAGAUUUUUUUUUGUUCGCUUGGAUGAUUAACCACCGUGGUCGGUACCAGAUCUUAGGCACAGAUAUGGCAUCUCAAGGGAACGAUCAGGUCAAAUGUGACGAACCGGUUCAGAUGUUUAAAUUAACUGCAGAGCAAAUGGAAGAGUUCAGAGAAGCUUUUAAUAGUUUUGAUCGCAACAAUGAUGGCGUCAUAUCCGUGGAUGAGUUUGGUGAUGUCAUCAGGUCACUAGGUCAUAAACAUUCCAAGAAAGAUAUCGAGGAAGCUAUUCAAAGAUUUGAUGAAAAUAAAAAUGGUACAAUAGAAUUCGACGAGUUUAUCAAGAUGGUUGGACUACUUCCUACGAGUGAUAAAGAACAAGACCAAGAAGAACUAAAGAAAGCAUUUCAGUUAUUUGACAAAGAUGGUAACGGUUAUAUCAGUGCUGCUGAGCUGAAGUUGGCGAUGACGACACUUGGUGAACCCUUAACGGAUGAUGAGGUUGCAGAAAUGAUUGCCAACGCAGAUAUUGACCAAGAUGGAAAGAUUAAUUAUGGAGAAUUCGUUGAAAUGAUAAUGCAAUCUUCAGAGAAUUCAUGAGACACACACACACAAUGGAUGAACGGCGUCUUCAUGUCUAGACCACUAUCGAAGUACAUUAUCAAUAAAGAGAUGUAUUGUCUGAUAUCCAGCAUUGCUCUAUAGGUAUAAACAUUUUUGAAAAUGUAAUAAAGGAACUAUAAAUAAAUACCGUAUUGGUUUAUAACUCCCUUUUGAUAUGCCUACGAAGAUCUUAAAUUAAAAGUGGAAUCGAAAAUAAAUGACAGGCUCACAACUCCUCAACUAAGGAAGAAGAAUGGGUGUCGUAAGUAUAGGUGUUGAUCACCGGAGGGGUGGGGGAUAUCCACAUAUGUCAGGUAGGGGGUGGCCUGUGUUAUCAUCUCCCAAUAAUUUACGGUCGACCAUCAUAAUAUGUACGAUGACAAGUAUGAUCACGGUGUUAAAGAACAAGUAUGAGAUGAUCAUGAUGAUGGUAGUAUUGAUUGUUGUUUGUCUUAUUCAUACACAAUGAUGAUCAUCAAUCGAAAUUUUCUUAUGUUAAAAUGAAUGUUAUUGAAUGAAACAAUUCCUUUUAAAAACUGUUCAAGUCAGAUGGGUGGAGAAAGAAGAAAUUCCAGGAUGAAAUAGAAUAACAUUUUUAUUUUAAAAAAAUACCCCUUCCCGCGAGUGCAUUGUGUGUGCCCCGUUUAUUUGAUCACCACUCGGAAUGUCACUUCAUUUUUGUUAGAAAUAUUUAUCCCGGUUUAAUGUAGAAUAAGUGAAGAAGAUAUAAAAGAGAUGAGAAUUUAAUUUCAAAAAGAGUUUAUAGAAAUGGAAAUUACGAUGAAAUCUGACAAGAGUUUUUUAAAUGGCUCAUUAUCAGGAAAAUUCUUCAAAAAUUUCACCUCGCGCUUCGCGCUAGAAUUAUUGAUCUCGUCCUUACGUAUACGUAGUUCCCAGUAUUGUUGUAGAAGUAAAGCUAACAUAUACUUUAAAAAAACGCCCUCUCUACCGCUGAUGUACAGAUGUGGGGUUUAGGAGCCACGGACCUCCAACAAAGUUUCAAGAAAGAA